Messenger RNA from Peronospora matthiolae, 1296 nucleotides. NCBI's taxonomy places the organism in Eukaryota, Oomycota, Peronosporomycetes, Peronosporales, Peronosporaceae. The record is from the annotation of a GenBank genome assembly.
AUGUCGUUCAGUAGCUUCUACUCCGUCGUGAAUGCGAUCAAGGACAAGUCGGCCGAGGCCAUGACGACCUUGAGCUCUGACCUGCAAGAGUUCAAGUCGAUCGUCCAGGAAGACGUGGCGGAGCUGUCGAAACAAAUGCGACCAAACAGGCACGAGGACCGGUCAAGUGAAGAGCACAGCGAGUCCGAGGACCAUAGUGAAACCAAGAUAAACGACCAAGACAAGGACGAGCAAAAACAAGAAGAAGAAGAAGAAAAAGACGAAGAGGGUGGCGGUGGUGGUACACAAAGUGGUACAAUCGAGCAGGACGUGGACCCGAGAACGUCGCUGAAAAGUUCGUUUUUUUCUUUUCGGCCACUGAAUGCAGUGGGCAGCUCGGUGCAGGAUUCACUUAAUUCAGUACAAGGCUCCCUUACGUUAGUAAGCAGUAAAUUGACCUCUUUGACGGUUGGUGGUAGCUUGGAAUCGCUCGAGGCGAUGGGAUCGAAGCUACUGAACUCGGCCGAUGAGUUUCUCGGCUCUUUGGCUGGAGAAGCGCCGUACGAAGACGAGCAAGAACUGGGUGCGAGUGCGUUGGCAGCCCGAAGAUUCCGCCUGCUGGCACUUCAAGAAGAUGAGAAGACGUACAUGGAGUCACCGCUGGAUGUUGAAGCUUUUGAAAAGUGGAAAAGUGGGAUAUCUGCUGAGGCUCUGGCCGAGGUACAAAAGGACGUGCUGGACAAUUACCCGACGGUAGGUCACAAGGUCACGGAGCUGGUCCCGUCUGCGGUCGACGCAGAUGUGUUCUGGACUCACUACAUCUACAAGGCAUCGCUGCUGGCUGCACAGGAGAUGCGCGGAGCAGAUUUGCUGGCACAAGCUUUGAAUGAGGAGGAGGAGGAGAUUGGCUGGGACGCCGACUCGCCGAAAGCCAAGGAUGACGAUGGUAAGCCAAUUUUCCUCGAUGACGAGUCGAAAGAAGAAGAGGAGACGGUGCCGCCUGGCAGUGGCACGAAUGGUCCGACGUCAUCCAGCGAUGGGGAAAGCUGGAUUGAGCUGAACGAGCGGAAGGAGUCGUCGUCGUCGGGUGCGUCAUCGCACCUCAAAGACCCGAACGGUGUGCUUGCUGACUUGAAGCCGGACGUGGGGGAAGAAGCAGCAGCUGCGGAGGACGCACUCGACUGGGGUGAUGACGAUGAUCUGGCCGUGACAGAGGAGACCACAGUCGACGCAUUGGGUGACAAGGUUCCCGAGGCGGUUCCUGCAACACACGAGGAUACCGGCAAGCGUGGAGAGGAUUGGGGCGAGUGGGACUAA